AUGUCAAAGCUGCUAAGGCAUAAAAGGAAACAUGAAGAUGACCGGCGAUACCCGUGUCCUGUAGAAGGCUGCGGGAAGUCGUUCACUAGAGCCGAGCACUUGAAAGGCCACAAGAUUACUCACCUGGGCACUAAACCCUUUGAAUGCCCUGUGGAGGGCUGCGGAGCCAAGUUCUCUGCCCGUAGCAGUCUGUAUAUCCAUUCAAAGAAGCACCUUCAAGAUGUGGAUGCCUCAAAGGCUCGAUGUUCUGUGUCCAACUGCAGCAAGAUAUUCACAUCCAAGCAGAGCCUGAAGUCCCACAUGGUUAAACAGCACGGCCGAGUGUUGUCUUGCUUUGCAGACCUGGAAGCCUCCAGCUCCCUCACCCCCAGCAGCGAACUCACAAGCUCAGGGCAAAGUGACCUCAGUAAUCUGGACAUCUCGUCUCUCUUCACCAACGUGUCCUCAAACGGUUCUGGAAUCUCAGCUGACCUGACCCUUGUCAACUCUGGAAUACUGACCAUUGACGUAUCUUCUGUGAGAUCGACCCUGGGGGGCGGCCUUUCAGCCAACGGUAACUCUUUGGUACAUCCCGUGGACCCCUUGGUGCUGGUGUCCAACAACGAGAACCACAGCAGCCUGGACAGUUCCCUCCUGCUAGGCGCAGCAGCCUCUAUCCUCCAGCAGGGAAAUUUGAACUUGGAUGAUGUACAGACUGUGAAUGCAGAGGCACUGGGCUCCCUGGCUUCCUUAUCUAUGAGAAGUUCCAACCAGGAUUUGCACGCACUGACCUCCACUAAUAGCCUGACUAUAGAUUCUGCUAGCCUGACGCCUUCCGUUAGCCUGGGGGUCAGCGGCUCAAUGCCAGAAUUGUUGACACAGACCAAAGCCGAGAGAGGCCUUCUUCACAGCUCCGAGGUUUGUAGACCAGCAGGAAGGCAGUAA
This is a messenger RNA of Staurois parvus, 924 nucleotides long. NCBI's taxonomy places the organism in Eukaryota, Metazoa, Chordata, Amphibia, Anura, Ranidae. The record is from the annotation of a GenBank genome assembly.